CUAGGUGAGGAUGCUGACGAAAUAGUGCCGUAUCAGUACCAUGAUUGCUUUACCAUGUUCAGCAAGUUAAGAUAAACAGACUGCUACAGUAUCUCGGGAACAGUUCAAAUCAUCUUCCGAUUAUUUUGUUUUAUCUUAUCGUGGUCUGUUAUCAAGCGUUUAGUGUCGCGGUACUGCCUGGUGGAUAGUCACGUUUCUCUCGACGUCCUAAUGUUUUAAGAUGCUGUAUUUGGGGAGUACGGCGUGAGUCCAGAUGAGGCUGACCAGCUCCACCCUGAUCCAUGGCUGAGGGGACGUGGCACAGGAUCCGAAGGAUCGUGCAGAGGAAACGAGCGUUUGAAGCUGAACAAGUGGACCGCAACAAUCUUAAGAGAUGCCUGAACUGCUUGGACCUGACGGCGCUGGGCGUGGGCAGCACGCUGGGCAUCGGCGUCUACGUGCUGGUGGGGGCGGUGGCGCUGAAGAUCGCCGGGCCCUCCAUCUUGCUGUCCUUCCUCAUCGCCGCUCUCACAUCGCUAUUUGCAGCUCUAUGCUAUGCUGAGCUGGGUGCGCGGGUGCCGCUCGCGGGAUCAGCCUUCAUAUACACGUACGUGACUGUCGGUGAACUGGUGGCCUUCAUGGUGGGUUGGAACAACAUAUUGGAGUUCAUAUUCGGCUCAGCGAGUGUGGCCCGAGGUCUAAGCUCGUACAUUGAUGCUGUGACUGACCACGCCAUCUCCAGUUGGUUCCUCAAGGCCAUGCCCAUCUCGGGCUCCUACCUGUCACCUUACUUCGAUCUCUUCUCGUUCUUGUUCGUUUUGGCAAUGGGAGUCUUGUUGGCGUUCGGCGUGCGCGAGUCGGCUCGAGUGAACAACGUGCUCUCGUCUCUCAACCUUCUCGUCAUCAUAUUUGUUAUCACCGCUGGAGCGUUCAAAGCGGACCCCAACAACUGGUUCAUCCCGGCGGACCAGGUGCCGGCGGGCUACGGCUCCGGCGGUUUCUUCCCGUACGGCGUGUGGGGCACGCUCAAGGGUGCCGCCGUGUGCUUCUAUGGAUUCGUUGGCUUUGACGUCGUCAACUCUUCUGGUGAAGAAGUGAAAGAGCCGCGGAGGACAAUACCGAUAGCGAUCCUGUCCAUCCUGUCGAUAGUGUUCACAGUGUACGCCGGAGUCAGUAUUGUGACCACCAUGAUGGUCCCCUAUUAUAACAUGACAGCAGUGGCCGCAGUGUCAUCCGCGUUCAGAGCUGUCGGCUGGGAGUGGGCGCGCUGGGUAGUCACUGCUGGCGCUGUCUUGGGAAUAUCUACCAGUUUGUUCGGUGCAUUAUUCCCGCUGCCCCGGCUGCUGUACUCCAUGGCGUCUGACGGGCUCUUCUUCCACUGGUUCUCUAAAGUCAGCAAGAACAACCAAUCACCUCUCAUAGCAACCGUUAUACCGACAGCUGUCAUUGCGUUGUUAGCGGCUCUCCUGGAACUGGAACAGCUGGUGCUCAUGAUGUGCAUUGGAACUCUGGGCUCCUACACCAUCGUAGCUACGUGUGUUGUUAUUUUAAGAUACCGCUCAUACUCGGUGCCGGAGUUGAAACUAGGCUAUAUGAAACAGGUGACUGGCCGCGGGGACAAAGUAGCCACGCGGACUUCUUCAGUAGUCAUCAACUUUGCUAUGUGCCUGUACAUAUGCCUGUGUAUAGCCAUAGCCGUGGUCUGUCUCCACACAUCGAAGCCACUAAUUCCAGGUAUCAUACUCCAUAUCCUGGCAAUCAUAGUCGUGCUCGUCAUGGCGCUGCAGCCUGCCAGUGAUGACGAGAUAUCAUUCAAGACGCCUCUAGUGCCGUUCAUUCCUUGCCUCAGCAUAUACGCAAACGUGCAUCUAAUGGUUGUUAUUAAUUAUCACACAUGGAUAAGAAUUGGAAUUUGGAUAUUGUUAGGUAUCCCAAUUUACUUCAUAUGCCUCUUCUGCUAUGAGCAAAAGGCUGGCAGAAGCAAACCUGAUGCAUACAGCAAGCCAUACUCGGGUAAAAAUGCUAACGGCAAAGCACCUGUUAUUGUACAAAUAGUGGUGGAGUCUCCCACCCCACCUGAUACAUUAGCUCGUUCUGCGGACCCUGAGGACCGACAUGACCAUGUUCAGAAGAUACACAACGAAUUACAAGACAAAGAUGUCGGAGGAAGCAAAGUCGAAGACGUUAUAAUACAAAAUAUACAAAUCGAGAAUAACGAAGAGAAAGAAGCAAAAAUAAUAGACUUGUUGGAUCAAGUUCUGCAAGCUGAAGAAGAUACAUACGGAGAAGUGAUAAGUUUAAAAGAAAUAAAAGAAGACGAUAAGGAUACUACAGUUAAUGAAGGUAGCAUACCUCAUAGAAAGUCUUUAAGCGAGCUUUCCGACGCAGGGUCCGAUGCAUCCAAUAAUCAAGUUUUAUCCAAAUAUGACGUAGUUGCUCAAGUACACCGAGAAGAUUUGCCUAAGGUAAGCGAAGAAGAAGAAAAGGUAGACGGUAAUGAAGACUUCCCUAAUUAUGAUGAUGAGGAAAUAACUGCAUUUAACGAAAGUGACGAAACGAAUUCACGAACAGAUGAAUCCGGAUAUUCAGAUACGAUUGACAGACCCGCUUUGAGUGAACUAGUUGAAGAUAACGAUGUUCCUUUUAUUCCGCCCCCACCACCGCCGCCUCUAGAUGAGAAUUAUUUUAAAGCAUCUACUCCUCCUACUAACUUUAAGAAAUUCAAUACAGUAAUACCUAGAUAUCCACAACUAGAAGUAGAAGACGAGGAAGCUGACGAGCCUCGAGUAAGUAUCACUUCAAAUAAUUCGCAAGGUGAUGCCAACAUGAGGUUUGGUAGCGACAGACAAAUUAAGUUCAUGUCCAAGUUAAACAAUAUAUUCCAAAAAUCUAUAGUUCCUAAUGAAGAAGAGGAACCCAGACAGCGGUCGCUCUCAACAGGAAAUGUUUUAGCGAACACAGAGUUAUCAGCAAUACGAGAUCGGCCAUCAAUGUUUUUAGAAUUAAAGAAGGAACUAUUAUCAAGGGAUCCUGCACAAAUUUUACGUGCCGUCAAUACAGAGGAAAAGGCACCAGAACCUAUAACAAUCCCAGUUCCAGAAAAUGUAGAAGAAGAAGAAGAGGAAGAAGAUACAUCAUUAAGUAGAGAAGAUUUAAAGAAUAAGUUAGAAAAUAUAUUCGCGGUUGGUGGUCCGCAGCUUUUGAAGCCAAGACUAAAGAAAUCAGAUGCGACGACGCCAGAAGAAGCAUCUCAAACAGACCAAUCCAGUACAGAGAGUAUACCAAAACUACCCAAGAUGGAUAAAAACGAUACUUUGAAACGACAAAAAGACAACUUUAGUAAAGUAUUAAACUCUUUUCGAUUAAGUAUGAACAAAGAUGACUCAGACGUGUAUUAAAAUAGUGAUAUUAAGUGAAGCAGUACAAGAUGGCAGCUAUUGAUCAAAAUAAGUGAUUUAAUUUAAGUUUGAGAUCACAAUUUAAAACUUUUGGACAUUUUGUUAAUGCAGGAUGUAUAACUAGUCGUAUUGUAAGUGCCUUUUUUGUAUAAAUAUUUAUACGACAUAUCAUUUUUUAAUACAUGUAGCAUUUUAGUACGAGUUAUAAAAUAGUUUAUGAAAAAAGUCUGUGUUUGAAGCAACAUUGUAUAAACCUACGGAUUUUUGGCACUAGAAUCAAGAUACAAUUCAUUCUAAAUUUGCUUGUGAUCUAACAAUAGAGGGUAAUUGAAAUUAUUUAUACAAAAUAAUAACUUUGAAAUAUCGUCAUGUCAUUGACUUCGUUUCAAUUCGAGGCCCAAUGGAAUAACAUGUUACUUUCGAGUUAUGUAAUUAAAUGUAUAUUGUUGACUAGUUCUACAGAACUGAAGUAUUUCUAUUAUAAUGUAAAUAUUUGUGAAUUUGUACAGUUUUCAUGAAUUUUAGCAUUAAGCAGUGUUUUCAUAUCAUGAUCAGUAAGACUGAUGGGUCCAUGUAAGCAACUCGAUAAAUUGAACUGUGUUUCAAGAGUGUAUGUAGAUGCAUUUGUAAUAAAGUAUGUAUUUAAGUUUUA
Molecule: messenger RNA, 4029 nt
Organism: Trichoplusia ni (cabbage looper)
Lineage: Eukaryota; Metazoa; Arthropoda; Insecta; Lepidoptera; Noctuidae
Product: cationic amino acid transporter 2-like
Exons: 15
Coding region: 282-3377 (1031 amino acids)
Biological process (GO): amino acid transport; transmembrane transport
Cellular component (GO): plasma membrane
Molecular function (GO): amino acid transmembrane transporter activity
Source: RefSeq, a predicted model, not a curated record